Lactuca sativa (garden lettuce) is the source of this 630-nucleotide messenger RNA. Its product is annotated as hypersensitive-induced response protein 1. The record is from RefSeq and is a predicted model, not a curated record. NCBI's taxonomy places the organism in Eukaryota, Viridiplantae, Streptophyta, Magnoliopsida, Asterales, Asteraceae.
AUGGCAGCACAAAUGCCAAAUGACACGUAUACACCUUCACACAUUGCACACGCUUCAUUAAAUGCAGCGGGACAAUCUUGUCAUAUGCAAUUCCCAGGGUUAUACCACCCUCAACAAUCGGGUACUAUUGCCAACCCCCCACCAUAUGGUAAUUUGACUUUAUCAAAAGUUAUUUGUUUCAUGGAAAUUGCCAACGCUGUUGAUUGUGAACUUGAAAAGGCAAUGCCUGCAUAUGGGUUUGAGAUUGUUCAAACAUUAAAUGUCGAUAUAGAACCAUAUGAACGUAUGAAGAAAGCAAUGAAUGAGAUCAAAAUAGCUACAUGGAUGAGGUUGGCAGGUAUUGAGAAAGGUGAGGCAAAGAAGAUAGUUCAGAUAAAGAGGGCUGAAGGAGAGGCUGAGUCAAAGUAUUUGUCUGGAUUGGGUAUUGCACGACAGAGACAAACAAUUGUGGAUGGUUUAAGAGACAGUGUGUUGGGGUUUUCAGUUAAUGUUCCUGGGACAACAGCUAAAGAUGUGAUGGAUAUGGUUUUAGUGACUCAGUAUUUUGACACCAUGAGAGAAAUCGGUGUUGCAUCCAAAUCAUCUACAAUGUUCAUUCCUCAUGUUAUGGCAUUGUAGUAUCAAAAUCUU